Messenger RNA from Penicillium daleae, 1782 nucleotides. Its product is annotated as CwfJ domain protein. Gene Ontology annotation, cellular component: post-mRNA release spliceosomal complex. The coding region runs from base 1 to 1782 and encodes 593 amino acids. The transcript is spliced from 2 exons. NCBI's taxonomy places the organism in Eukaryota, Fungi, Ascomycota, Eurotiomycetes, Eurotiales, Aspergillaceae. The record is from RefSeq and is a predicted model, not a curated record. Gene Ontology annotation, molecular function: RNA lariat debranching enzyme activator activity. Gene Ontology annotation, biological process: mRNA splicing, via spliceosome.
AUGGCUUCAAAGAUUAUCGUCGUUGGUAGCCCCAACUGCCAGCUAAAGGCAGUGUUUACCAGACUGGCAAAGUUGCAUACGAAACAGAACUUCGCUUUUGCAAUCAUUGUUGGCAACCUCUUUGGUGACUGCUCCACAGAAGCCGAGCUUGAUGAGAUCUCAGCCCUCCUUCAGGGCAACAUCCAUGUUCCUGUAACAACUUACUUCACAGUGGGUAGCCGACCGCUCCCUACUCGAAUUGUGGAGAAGAUCGAAGCCGAUGAUGAAGUCUGCCCGAACCUGUACUUCCUCGGGAAGCGAGGCAUCCUCAAAACUGCUGAGGGCAUUCGCAUUGCAGCCCUCGGAGGUCAAUUAGAUCAGUCAGGAUCAAAUUCCAAGCCCGAAACCAACGCCAGUGGAAAAUUCCAAUCAACAUACAGCGAGUCUGACGCUCGUGCUCUCUACGGCAUGCACAACGCAGACAUCUUGAUCACGAAUCAAUGGCCCAAGGAUAUCCGCUUUGGCUCCAAAGUCGCAGUACCAGAGGACUACAAUUCGAUCUCAUCCGAGGUCCAGAUAAUCUCAGACGUAUGCGCCACGCUCAGACCUCGAUAUCACUUCUCCACAUCCGACUCGUUCUUCUACGAGCGAGAGCCUUUCUUCCACAUGCCGACGGAAGACAGUCCCGAUACUAAGCCAAUGACGCGCUUCAUCUCCUUGGCCUCAUUUGACUCCAAGCAGAAAGCCCUCUACGCAUUCUCGCUCGAUCUCACUGCCACGGCCCCUCUCACUAUCCCGGCUGGCGUAACCGCCUCUCCCCUCUCAGCACCCCAAGCAAAGCGCAAGAAUCUCCCCAGUCAAAAUCAAUCAUUCCAACGCUUCGCCAGCCACGACCCCUCUCGCGAGUAUAACCAGCACCGCGGAAAGCGGCAGCAGCGAGAGCCACCUCCAGGACCGGACAGGUGUUUCUUCUGUCUUUCCAACCCCAACAUCGCAACCCACCUCAUCGCCUCCAUCGGCGACCAAAGCUACCUCACAACCGCCAAGGGACCUCUCCCUCCAGUCAAUUUCUUCCCGUCUCUCGGCUUCCCGGGCCACAUCCUCAUCAUCCCCUUCGAGCACACUCCAACCCUAGGCUUGAUUUCAGACCCGGCCACUCGCUCAAGCACAUACAUCGAGAUGGUCCGCUUCAACACCGCCCUGCGCCACAUGGUCAGCGACCGCUCAUCCGGGCAACUCGGCGCUGUGACCUGGGAAGUAAGCCGCGCCGGCGGCAUCCACACACACUGGCAAUUCCUCCCCGUGCCAACGGACCUCAUCAAGGAGAAACUAGUCGAGCUUGCUUUCAAGGUAGAAGCCGAGAAUCUCAAGUACCCGCGGUUCUCAAAUCUCGCACUCGCGCAGUCAGACGGUGCCGCCGACGGUGAACCCGAGGACGGAGGCGCACUGAGCGAGCGGGGCGACUACUUCCGCGUAUCGAUCUGGAGUCCCGGAGAAGAAGAGAACAGCAACGAAGAGGGAAACGAAAAGGAGAAGGAGAAGGAUGCGGAGUCCAGCGGCGAUGCCGAAGCGGAAGCCGAUGCUAGCAAGACCCAGCCCCGCGGGUCAGAACAGAUCAUGACGCUAAAGCUGAAUCCGAAUUUCCAGUUCGACCUGCAAUUCGGCCGUCGCGUUAUGGCGAAGUUGUUACAGCUCGAUAAGCGGAUGAAUUGGAAGGAUGCGACGCAGUCGCAGGCUGAGGAGGAAGCUGAUGCGAAUGCUUUCAAGGAGACGUUUAAGAAGUAUGAUUUCUCGCUCGAGUAG